CCUUAUUGUAACACUGCAUUCUGGGCCUCUAGCCUGGCUUUCUCUCUCUCUUUUUCCCUCUCCCUCAUCUCAUUGUUUCAGACUAGGCCAAAUCUGAAGUCCUUCCCAGGGCGUGGCUCUGUUCAUCUUACUCUCCAGCCAAAGGAGAACAGUGCGAGGACAGAGACACAGCCGCCAAAGGACUCAGUGGAGACAGCAGAGAGCGGAGCACCAGAGACAAUAUGCUGCUCUUUGGCCCCAAAGCGCUGCUGUUUCUCACUGCACUCAUCAUCACAUCUGAAUGGAUAACUCUGGGGGUCGAUGGUCAACGAGGAGAUGAUGUGACUCCAGAAACAUUCACAGAAGAUCCCAAUCUGGUGAAUGAACCUUCAACAGAUGAAACUGUUCUGGCUGAUAUGGAGCCUUCCACAGAUGAACUGGCCUCGCCCAGUGAUAAAAAUACCACCACAGAGUGCCGGGAUGAGAAAUUUGCUUGUACAAGACUCUACUCUGUCCAUCGACCAGUCAAGCAAUGCGUUCAUCAGGUCUGCUUCACCAGUUUACGACGUAUGUACAUCAUCAACAAUGAGAUCUGCUCCCGUCUUGUUUGUAAGGAACAUGAAGUUAUGAAAGAUGAACUUUGCCGUCAGAUGGCAGGUCUGCCCCCAAGGCGACUCCGACGCUCCAACUACUUCCGCCUUCCUCCCUGUGAAGAUGUGAAUUUGCAGAGACUCAAUGGUCUGUGAUCAUCAAGGAAGAAGAAAGAAGAAAGAAUGUGUGGGUGAGAGGAAGGGGGAAUUUCGUCUUCUACACCACUGUCAGCUAACCCAUAGACAUGAGAAUUUCUUAAACCUGUCCCCUUGCAAUAUCCAGCUUUUGCCCCUACUCCCUAAUUUUUGACAAGACUGAUAACAUUUAUCUCAUUUUUCAGUACUUAAAACACAAUACCUAUAUUAUUGCAGUUUUGUUGCUUCCCAAUAUCAUAGGCAUAGUAGAUAAACAUGACUUAUAUUCAAACAUUCUGUAUACAAUUCUGGAAAGAAUAAACUUUAGGUUAAUGAUCUAUUUGCAAGGACUGGGGAUGUAGCUCAGUGGCAGAGCUUGCUUAGCAUGCCCAAGGUCUCGAGUUUGAUUCCCAGAA
This is a messenger RNA of Urocitellus parryii (Arctic ground squirrel), 1120 nucleotides long. RefSeq names its product microfibril associated protein 5 (gene Mfap5). Lineage: Eukaryota; Metazoa; Chordata; Mammalia; Rodentia; Sciuridae. The record is from RefSeq and is a predicted model, not a curated record. Gene Ontology annotation, biological process: embryonic eye morphogenesis. Gene Ontology annotation, cellular component: microfibril.